Messenger RNA from Pyrenophora tritici-repentis Pt-1C-BFP, 621 nucleotides. RefSeq names its product BTB domain containing protein. The record is from RefSeq and is a predicted model, not a curated record. Lineage: Eukaryota; Fungi; Ascomycota; Dothideomycetes; Pleosporales; Pleosporaceae. Gene Ontology annotation, molecular function: protein binding.
AUGGCGCUUCCGCCCGCCGUAGGUUCAGUAACAUCGGAUUUCAGGCUUACAGAUCUUUCAGGAGAGACCAUUCGGGUCCAAGCCGGCAACCGAAUCAUCUAUGUACACAAAGCUCUUAUUGCAGCCAGCUCUGAGUUUUUCCGGAACGUAACGAAGCCCGAAUGGACAACACACUCGAAGGUAAUCGACUUGUCUAAUCAGUGUCCCGAGAUCUUCGAAAUCUACUGCCAAUGGCUUUAUAGUAAGCGCCCAUUUUCGGGCAAUCCACAGGGGAACACUUGGAUAUCUUUCGCCAAAUUUUAUGUCCUGGGGGAGGAAAUCAUGGACCAAGCUUUCCAGAAUGUUAUCGUUGACGCUAUGAUCGCUCGCUCGCCAUUCCACAUGCUCGACAUCCAAAACCGAGCUAGGCUUUACUACAUGAAGCCAUUCGUUGACGAUCUACUUCCUGCGCUCACAAAGAAUCGAGGAGCUAUCCAUGCGUCAUUUCGGCCCUGGGUAUUGCAGCCAGCCUCCUACCGCAGUAAGAUCGUCGUUCUGAACACUGGCAAGGGAGCUAAGGAAGGUGAAGGGGGCACGACCGUGACAGCUAGCCAAGAUGAUAUGGAUGUUACUGAGCCUUGA